AUGGCACGUACCAAGCAAACUGCUCGCAAGUCCACCGACGGGAAAGCCCCAAGGAAGCAACUGGCAACCAAAGCCGCUCGCAAGUCUGCUCCCGCCACCGGAGGAGUGAAGAAGCCUCAUCGUUUCAGGCCAGGAACUGUCGCUCUCCGAUUUCAGAAACCAACUUCUGUUUCUAAAGCAGCGCCGUUUCCGCUCUUCACGAAGCCGUUGAAUCUCGAUGGAUCUCGUUGUCAAGAAUUGACGGAGUCAGAGAAGUAG
This is a messenger RNA of Vicia faba (fava bean), 258 nucleotides long. NCBI's taxonomy places the organism in Eukaryota, Viridiplantae, Streptophyta, Magnoliopsida, Fabales, Fabaceae. The record is from the annotation of a GenBank genome assembly.